Oncorhynchus nerka (sockeye salmon) is the source of this 4243-nucleotide messenger RNA. Its product is annotated as flotillin-2a-like. The record is from RefSeq and is a predicted model, not a curated record. NCBI's taxonomy places the organism in Eukaryota, Metazoa, Chordata, Actinopteri, Salmoniformes, Salmonidae. Bases 2212 to 3294 code for a protein of 360 amino acids. The transcript is spliced from 10 exons. Gene Ontology annotation, cellular component: cytoplasmic vesicle; flotillin complex; plasma membrane. Gene Ontology annotation, biological process: protein localization to plasma membrane; regulation of myoblast differentiation.
CCUACUGUACCACAUCUACCUUCGGGGAAUGGACUGGAAUGCCUCUUUCAGCUCAAAUUGGGAUGGGGUUCAGCCUUCAUACCCUCCCUCCCCUCCUAUGCCUCCCUUCUCCCCUACCCCCCAGCACCCCCAAGGGGAACUGGUGCCAUAGCCAUGACUGAGGGUCAAUCAUUCUCCUGAUAGAAGUUACAACAGAAGAAUUGCCUCCAUCAAUUAUUACAUUUAAUUAUUUUUAAUAUUAUAAUAUUAACUAUAAUCCAGAGUUGCAAUCUUAGGUAUACAACUAGAAAUAUGCCAAGUCACCACAAUUUUCCAAAAUGGAGAUAUAUGUUUCUUCAUUGCAAAGGUUGUGACUAGAGCGAGUACAACUAUGACCGGAAGUGACUUUUCAUAGCAGGUUAGGAGAGCAUUUUAGCUAACCUUAACCAUUUUCCUAACCUUAUCCUAAGUCUCCUAACCUGCCACGUUAAUUAUCCUAACCUGCUGUGUAAAUUCUCCUAGCCUGCUACAAAAAAGUAACUUCCGGUCGUAGCUGUACUCUCUUUAGUCAGAAUCUGUUGCAAGGGUUUAGUUAUUUCAGACCCUGUUUGCUUUACACUAAACAAUAAGGCCUGUGUAAAGUGAAAUGUUUGUGUCUGUGGUCAAGUGUAAAUAUGGAGUAAACACCAUAGAGCGUGUAGUCUCACAUCCCUGGUUGGAUACAGUACUUUACAAACAGGGUUUGUUAGAAUCAAAAAAGUGUAAUCUCCUUGCUAAAAUUAUUUGUCCAUGUCUAUUACUAAAUAGACCCUAUAUUGCUCAAGCAGGAAUUAUAGUGAUGAAUCUAAUGUCCAUAAAUAUCAGGUUGUGCUAGCUGUUUGUGGAGAAUGACUGACCCUCGUAUCAAGGCAGAAACAGUCCCGACAGACAUUUCUGACUUGAAUGGUGUCUUCCUUAAAGGGGUACAGGGAAGAAGAAUAAAGCCUGGCAUGUUUCUUUUGCAUCCAAACAUUUACAUUCCUUAUUUUUACAGUCAUUAACUUUUUGUAAUCUUUUCUCUGUGUUAAAAUCCAGAGUUAAUUGUGUUAACCCCCCUAGUGCCAAUCUGCAGUGAAAGUUUUAUUAAAAUUGGUGUCACAUGGAUUGACGCUGGAGAGAUGAAGCAGGUACAAGGAGUCAAACAUUUAAUAAGGAACGGACAUGGAACAGCGUCAACAUACAAGAAACAAUCAAUGCAUCAGCAGGGAACCUGACAAAUAUAGGGGAGGUAAUAAACAGAUGAUAAGUGAGUCCAAUAUUGCUGAAGCAUGUGACGAGGGAAGGUGGCAGGUGUGCGUGAUGCAGGGCAGCCUGGCACCCUCAAGCGCCAGCGGAGGGAAGAGUGGGAGCAGGCGUGACAGUAAACCCCCCCAGGGGCGCCACCCGGCGUCUAGGGGUGCCAACCGGCCGAGACAUGUGCGCUGGGCAAGCCAACGAACCGGCAGGAGAGUGAGAGUCUGGCGAACCGGCUGAGGCAUGGAAGCCAGACAAUCCGACUCAGGCAAGACACCUGUCGAUCCUUCUGCAGAGAGGGAGCCCGAUGAUCUGGUGGAGAGUGACGUGGGAUGGGAAGCUGCCGAGCCAACCAAGGCAAGGAAAUCUCUCGAGCCAGCCAGGGCGUGGAAGCCCGAUGGGAUGGCUUAGGCACCCCCGGUUCCAUCGACGGCGGAAUCCUCCCCGACGCCACCAAAAAAACUCCUGGACCGGCUGGGUGAACAAGAACUGACGAUCCGGCUGAGGCCUGACGUGGGAUGGGCGCCAUCCGAGCCAUCCGGGGCAAGGAAACCUCUCGAGCCAGCUAGGGUGUGGAAUCCCGACGAGCUGGCUAGGCACCCCUGGUUCCAUCGGUGUCGACCCAGAGCCGAUGUCAUCAUACCAACCGGAAUGCCAGUACUCCCCGAUGCUUCGUGUGAUGGCGGAUGCAUUCUGUCACAUGGAAUUGACGCUGGAGAGACGAAGCAGGUACGGGGAGUAAAACAUUUAAUAAAGAACGGACAUGGAACGAGACAGGAACAGCGUCAGCAUACAAGAAAACAAAGACAAUAAACAAUGCAUCAGCAGGGAACAGAGCAGGGAAACGGACAAAUAUAGGGGAGGAAAUAAACAGAUGAUAAGUGAGUCCAGUUUCCUAGUCUGUCCAGUGGGCUUGACUACAAUGAGCCCACUGUCACUGAUGCAGAGGGAGCUUUAACGAUGAACUUCUCUAACAAGGUGAAGGUGAUGGUAGACAAUGAGCUGCUGGGCUAUGCCUGUGAACAGUUCCUGGGGAAAUCUGUGAUGGAGAUAAAGAGUGUCAUUCUGCAGACCCUGGAGGGUCAUUUACGCUCUAUUCUCGGUACUCUGACGGUGGAGCAGAUCUACCAGGACAGAGACAGAUUUGCUGCUCUGGUGAGGGAGGUGGCAGCGCCUGACGUGGGCCGCAUGGGCAUCGAGAUCCUCAGCUUCACCAUCAAGGAUGUUUAUGAUAAAGUGGAGUACCUGAGUUCCUUGGGCAAGAGUCAGACAGCUGCAGUACAGCGAGACGCAGACAUCGGAGUGGCCGAGGCAGAGAGAGACGCAGGAAUCAGGGAAGCAGAAUGUAAGAAAGAGAUGAUGGACAUCAAGUUCCAAGCAGAUACCAAGAUGGCCGACUCUAAGAGAGGGUUGGAGAUGCAGAAGGCUGCUUUCAAUCAAGAAGUCAACACAAAGAAAGCAGAGGCCCAGCUGGCCUACGAGCUGCAGGCUGCCAAGGAGCAGCAGAAGAUCCGUCUGGAGGAGAUCGAGAUCGAGGUGGUUCAGAGGAAGAAGCAGAUCACCAUUGAGGAGAAGGAGAUUGACCGCACUGAGAAGGAGCUGAUCGCCACAGUCAAGAGGCCGGCCGAGUCUGAGGCCUACAAGAUGCAACAGCUGGCCGAGGGACAGAAGAUGAAGAAGGUGCUGACGGCCCAAGCGGAGGCAGAGAAAAUCCGUCGUAUCGGAGAGGCAGAGGCCGGUUCCAUAGAGGCUAUAGGGAAGGCUGAGGCUGAAAAGAUGAGGCUGAAGGCUGAGGCCUACCAGCAUUAUGGAGAGGCUGCCAAGACUGCUCUGGUCCUAGAGGCCCUGCCUAAGAUUGCUGGCAAGGUGGCGGCACCCCUGGCCCAGACUAAUGAGAUUGUCAUCCUGAGCGGGGACGGUAGUCGUGUGACCGGCGAGGUUAACCGCCUAUUGGCUGAGCUCCCCGUGUCCGUCAACGCUCUCACAGGGGUGGACCUGAUGAAGAUCCCUUUUCUUCAGAAGAUGACCAACCCUCAAGCAUGAAAACAAUCCAAUGCCCCCCGACUCCAAUACAUCUCUCUUAUGCGCUCUUUAAAUCAACAAGAAACACUUGAAUACAAGAGUUGUUUUUUUACUACGAAAGAGUAGUCGUUCUCAUUUCCUAGACCCCUGGUGCCUUGGCUCCUAUAGGACCAGAUCAUCUGCAUGGGCCACUGAAUGUUAUUCUUUUAAAGAACAAAAAAAGCAACCGUUCAUUUUAUAUUUUGUUUUUAAGAAGUUACCCCCAUUGUGUUGUACUUACACUCGUCUACAUUAUAGAAAAGGGGCAUUCAUCCUGAUUUUUCUAGUCUGAAAGGUCUCGCCUUGUGUCUUUGUAGUUUUUUUCAUUGUGUUACAAUUAGUACCUUGGAUAUGCCCAUGGUUCUUUACAGUUACUUGUGCAAGUGUUAAGUAUUUCGUCACCCAUUUUUAUUGUUUCAUUCUUAUGUGCCUGUUAACCAACCAAGUGGCCAAACCUCAGGAAAAGUAAUGGUUUGGCAAUUCAAAAAGUUUAGUGAUACUACAGUGAAAUUCAAUGAGAGAUGUAGAAAUGUACUCCCCCAUCCUCAUAUCAUUUGCCUUUUUCUUUACUAGAAUCUUCACUUCAUUCUUUAUCUUGUGUAUGGGAGAGGUGUGUCUUCUUAGGACAAGACAUGCAAGACGCAGAAAUUAUACACAUGAACAUGUGUGCAUCGAUCUUCAUGUCUGUAUGAAGCCAUAUACUUUCAAGAUUAGCCUUAAUAUAGAGACCCGGGAGUCCUGCUAGCUUUCCUGAUCAUCUGGAUUACCUCAGUCAAUCUAAGCUUUAAUACUUGUUCUACUUCUUUCCAAUUAUUGAGAUGUCAUAUGACAAUAUGCAUUUCAGUCCGUUAGGGUAGCCAAUGUUGUGUUAUGUCACCUUGUGGUUCCAUUCUUAAAUUACAUAUACAUUUUUAUAAAGGAUUUAUCUCUA